Lonchura striata (white-rumped munia) is the source of this 2903-nucleotide messenger RNA. RefSeq names its product GDNF-inducible zinc finger protein 1. Gene Ontology annotation, cellular component: nucleoplasm. The record is from RefSeq and is a predicted model, not a curated record. Lineage: Eukaryota; Metazoa; Chordata; Aves; Passeriformes; Estrildidae. Gene Ontology annotation, molecular function: DNA-binding transcription repressor activity, RNA polymerase II-specific; protein binding; RNA polymerase II cis-regulatory region sequence-specific DNA binding. Gene Ontology annotation, biological process: negative regulation of transcription by RNA polymerase II; regulation of immune system process; regulation of cytokine production.
CGCACUCAAAAUGGCGGCGGCGCUCUGGGGCGGCAGGCGGCGGCGAGCUCUUCCCGGAUAUCUGCGCACGGAUACAAAUCUUGUGGCUGCAUUCAAAAUCCAGAAGAUGAUCCCGGCUGUGCCAGUGGCACGAGGAGCAACACGGCGCGGCAGCAUUCCCGGAGGAUGGAUGGAGAAGAAGAAAAUCCUGAUGAAGUCCAAGGUUGCUGCUCCCAACCUCCUGAGGGCUCUGUAUUCCCUCUACCAGCUUGGGCACCUUUGUGACGUGACAGUCCUCACCCAACACCUGGGAAUUCAGGAGGAAAUCCUGGCUCAUAAAGCCGUCCUGGCAGCUUCCAGCAACUACUUCAAGGGGCUCUUCCUGCACCAGGAGAUACUGGACACCCAGAAGUGCACGGUGACUCUGCAGGACAUCUACACCGAGGAGUUCACCUCCUUCCUGGAGUUUGUGUACACAGCAGAAGUGGAGAUAGAGGCGGGAAAACUCCAGAGGAUGAAGGAAAUAGCAGAAAGGCUGGAAUGCAAGGAUUUGCUUGAUAUCUGUGAGGAAGUGAAAGCAGAAGGCAGGAAGGGCUUGGAUUUGAGCCUCCACAUGAAAGGGCAGAGGGGUGAAAAGAGGGGAUCACAGUGGCCUUGUAUCCAGCAAGAGGAAAACCCCAGGAACUCUUCCCAGGUCAUGGCAAUUCCCAUGCAGAGAAAACUUUGGGAUAGGCAGAAACAUAAGGAGCUUCUGCCGGGCUAUGAGCUCAUUGGUGGCCAAGCAGGAGGCCUGGAGCAGGAGGCCACAGCUUUUCCAGCCCCAAAAUCCAGGCCAGCAAAGCUGCCCAAAUGCAACAAGACACAUUCCCCAACCAGACUGUGUGUGGAUAUCACCAGCCUGGAAAACAAGGAUGGUCAUUCUCUCUGCAGGGAGAAGGAGCAGAAGCAGGAAUCCCAGGUGUGUCCCUACUGUGACAAGGCCAUCAGCUCCAAGUGCAGCCUGGCCGCGCACAUCCGGACACACACGGGGGAUGGGUGCUAUAGGUGCCAGCACUGCCCCGCCAGCUUCACCCACAGGGCUGCCUACACCUCCCAUCUCAGGAAAAUCCAUGAGUCUGGGGAAGAGAGGAAACUCCUGCCUGUUUAUUGGAUGGUGGUUCCACCCACACAUGGCCUAAACCCCACAUGCCGUGACAAAGAUCCCAACGGAGAGACUUGGGAUGGGACACCAGAAACCUCAGAGUGUGAGGAAGAUGCCAGGAAUUCAUCCAUUGCUGAAGCAGAAAGGAGCAAGGAGCAAGAGGAAUCCCAGGAAGCUAAAAGAGCAAAUGAAGAUGGAGGUGGAAUGAGUGUGAAGGGCGAGGAGCAGGGAGACUAUGACACAGGAUACUCGGAAGUUGAAGGAAGCAGGGACAACGAGGUAUGUUCUGAGGAGGAGGAGGAUGAAGCCUCAACAGAGAAGGACAGCAAAGAACCUGAACCAGGGUUUAAACUAAAGAAGGCCAGUGAAAGUGUGGCCAACAAGAAAUCCAUCUACGUGAUCCAUUGCGACAAGUGCCAGGAGCAGUUUGUUUCCCGGAAAAAAUAUGUGGAUCACUGCCGGGAUGUGCACCGGAGCCUGCCUGGCAACGUGUACCGCUGCGAGGUGUGCAGCAAAGCCUUCGCCAGCUAUACCAGCUGGAAGGAGCACCGUGCCUAUGUGCACAAUGAGGAGAGGAGGUUCUCCUGCAGCCUCUGCCAGGCCACCUUCAAGAGGAAGCGGGAUGUGAGGACUCACUCCAUGCGAAAGCAUGAGGGCAGGGCCAAGCGGCCGCUGUGCUCCGUGUGCGGCAAGAUCCUGAGCUCCCACACGGCGCUGGUGUUCCACAUGCGGACGCACACUGGCGAGAAGCCCUACGAGUGUGGCGUGUGUCACUCCAGGUUUGCUCAGCCUUCCCAGCUCAAGAUCCAUACCAGAUCCCACACUGGGGAGAAGCCCUACAUUUGUGAGGACUGCGGUGCUUCCUUUGCCGACAGAGGAAAACUCACUGGCCACAAAAGGACACACACAGGAGAGCGGCUCUUCAGAUGUGACGUGUGCGGGAAGGACUUUGCCACCAACGAGUACCUGAAGUGCCACAGGCGCUGUCACCUGGGAGCCAAACCCUACAGGUGUGAAGUUUGUGGGAAAGCCUUCGGUCUCAGAGCCUCCCUGGCCCAGCACAGCAACGUCCAUGCAGAGACCCGUCCCUAUUUCUGCGAGCAGUGUGGGAAGGCCUUCACACAGCAGGGAGCUCUGCGGCGGCACCAGCGCAUCCACACUGGAGAGAAGCCCUACAAGUGCCGGGCCUGCGAGAGGACCUUCACUGACGUGUCCACCCUGCGCCGACACGUAGCGAUCCAUGACCGGAAUGCUCACUGGAGAAACUUCUUGAUUGACCUCACACAAAAAAAAGACAACAAUUGGUCCAAAAUAGAGACUUUAGCAGAAGUGCAUCCAGGAGGAGAUCCAAUGCCGGAAAUUUGAUCAGUUGACCACGGGAAACUUUAUAAACGAGGAAGUGCUAAAGCAGCAGCAGCUCACAUGACACCUGGGCUUGGGGACACCGGGAACACUCACCCCUCCCUUUUGUACUUAUAAAGUCACUUUUAGACCCAGAAUGGACUGUUGGAGGCAGAAUGGUGGGUAUUAUCCUUUGGAAUGCAGGGAAUCAUUCUCGAUGGUCACUGCCUCGGGAGCUGCAUUGCAGGAGGUAAAGGUGUAAUUCCUCAUGAGGGUGUUUAUUCCACUGAAAUGUUUGCAUCUGUCCAGAGGUUUAUUUUUCCCAAAGCUGCGGGAGCAUCCCAUUCGGAAUGGGCAGGGUAGGGUGUGUGUUUAUACAAACACGGCGCAGUGCGGCCGCUAUCACCCAUUCCUCCUUUAAUAAAGCUGCCAGUUCCGCCCA